This is a messenger RNA of Zymoseptoria tritici IPO323, 3180 nucleotides long. It is a transcript of the gene SLA2, whose product is annotated as SLA2 Src like adaptor 2. Gene Ontology annotation, biological process: endocytosis; actin filament organization; clathrin coat assembly. The record is from RefSeq and is a predicted model, not a curated record. Gene Ontology annotation, cellular component: clathrin-coated vesicle; actin cortical patch. The transcript has 2 exons. Lineage: Eukaryota; Fungi; Ascomycota; Dothideomycetes; Mycosphaerellales; Mycosphaerellaceae. Bases 1 to 3180 code for a protein of 1059 amino acids. Gene Ontology annotation, molecular function: phosphatidylinositol-3,4-bisphosphate binding; clathrin-cargo adaptor activity; clathrin light chain binding.
AUGUACACCCAGUCGACCCGCAAUGUCAACCUCAGCAAGUCCGAGACCGAACUGGCUACCAACAUCAAGAAGGCCACCUCGAUCGAAGAGUCCGCCCCGAAGCGCAAACAUGUGCGCGCAUGCAUUGUCUACACAUGGGACCACAAGAGCAGUGGCAGUUUCUGGAAUGGCAUCAAGGUCCAGCCCAUCCAGGCCGAUGAGGUGCAGACCUUCAAGGCACUGUACACCAUACACAAAGUGCUGCAGGAGGGACAUCCGGUAGCGCUGAAGGAAGCGCAGGCUCAUGUGGGAUGGCUGGAAGGCCUGUCGCGCGGCAUGGUGGGUGGCCUGGGAGAGGGAAUGCGUGGAUAUCAACCGCUGAUCCAGGAAUACAUCUUCUACCUCGUGUCGAAGCUCAAGUUCCACCGCGACCACCCAGAGUUCAACGGCACGUUCGAGUAUGAGGAGUACAUUUCGCUCAAGUCGAUCAAUGAUCCCAACGAGGGAUAUGAGACCAUCUCCGAGCUCAUGACGCUGCAGGACCAGAUUGAUAGCUUCCAGAAGCUGAUCUUCUCGCACUUCCGUGGAACGACCAACAACGAAUGCAGGAUCAGUGCGCUGGUGCCUCUUGUGCAGGAAAGCUAUGGAAUUUACAAGUUCAUUACGAGCAUGCUGCGAGCAAUGCACACCACGCUGGGAGAUGACGAGGCGCUGAGUCCGCUUCGUGGGCGAUACGAUGCGCAACACUACCGCCUCGUCCGCUUCUACUACGAAUGCUCGAACCUCCGCUACCUCACUUCUUUGAUCACCAUCCCGAAACUCCCUCAAGACCCACCGAAUCUCCUUUCAGAGGAUGAGACUGCGCCUGCUCUGCCCACCAGACCGAAGAACGAAGCCGCAACGAAGCCGAGAGACACGCCUCCACCGCAGCCAUCCACCGACCCUGAGCCGAUCAACGAAUUUUGGAAGAAUGAGCAGGCGAGGCAGCAAGAGGAGUACGAGGCAGAGCAAAGGAGGUUGCAGGCGCAAUGGGAAGACGCACAGAGACAACAGCAGAUGCAAUCGCAGCAAGCGCAGCGAGAUUUUGAGGAACAGCAGCGACUACAAGCCGAACAGCAGAGGCUACAACUUGAACAACUUCAGCGAGAACAGUAUGCUCAGCAGACGCAAGGUCGCAUGGCCGAAUUGGAGCGGGAGAACCUCAAUGCUCGCGCACAAUACGAGCGUGAUCAGCUCAUGUUGGAACAGUACGAUCGACGGAUGAAGGCGCUGGAAGGCGAAUUAAGUCAGCUCAACCAGAACUUCCAGCAACAGACGCAGAGCAAAGACGACCAGAUUCGUGCUUUGCAGGAGCAGGUCAACACAUGGCGGACGAAAUAUGAGGCGUUGGCGAAGCUAUACAGUCAGCUGCGACAUGAGCAUCUCGAGCUCUUGCAGAAAUUCAAGGGCGUGCAACUCAAGGCUGCGUCUGCUCAAGAAGCGAUUGACAAGCGGGAGAAGCUGGAGCGAGAACUCAAGACGAAGAACCUGGAACUUGCCGACAUGAUCCGUGAGCGAGAUCGCGCCCUGCACGACAAGGACCGCACGACUGGAGGCCAUCGCGAUGAAUUGGAGAAGCUCAAGCGCGAGCUACGAAUGGCGCUCGACCGAGCAGACAAUGCCGAUCGCGCAAAGGGAAGCGAGCUCUCAGCCAUGCUUUCUCGUCACAACCGCGAGAUUGCUGAUCUGGAGGAGGCCCUCCGUAACAAGACUCGGUCUUUGGAUGAGAUGCGAGACAAGCUGGGCGAAGGCAGCUCCGACUUGCAAGCGCAAUUGCGGGAGAAGGAGGACGAGCUGGAGAUCUACAAGUCCAGCUUAGACCAGGCUCUCGUGGAGCUUGAGGAGCUGCGAAAUAAUGGUGGCGGUGUGGACUCGGCGAUGGACGAGCAGAUCGACGUGAUGCUGCUGGACAACAUCAAGAAGAUCAACGAACUCAUCGAUUCGGUUCUUCAGUCCGGUGUGCAGCGUGUGGACGACGCUCUUUACGAGCUCGACAGCUCUAUGCAGGCUGGAAACCAGAAUGCGAGCGGUGCAUACGUCCUGUCGCAGAUCGAGAAGGCUCAAAGCAGUGCGAUGGAGUUCAGCACGGCUUUCAACAAUUUCAUCGCCGAUGGUCCGAACAGCACUCAUUCGGAGGUCAUCAGGACAGUUCAUACUUUCUCCAACGCCAUCGCCGACGUCCUCUCUAACACCAAGGGUCUGACUCGCUUCGCGAGCGACGAUAAGAAGGGCGAUCAACUCAUGUCUGCGACCCGACGAUCCGCCUCCAGCACCGUCGACUUCUUCCGUGGCAUUAUGUCUUACCGUCUCGAUGGUCUAGAGGAUCUUCAAAAGACCGAUGUGGUCAUCAACAAGAACAACGAUGUCCAAAUUGCGCUCAACAACCUCUCGAAACUCGCCGACGCCUUCGCGCCCAAGAACAAAGUCACAUCUACAAAUGGCGAUCUCGGCGAGCUCGUCGACCGCGAGAUGUCUAAUGCCGCCAAAGCCAUUGAAGCGGCCGCCGAACGUCUCGCCAAACUCCAGAACAAGAACCGCGAUCAGUACUCCACUUACGAACUCAAGAUUCACGAUGAGAUUCUCGAGGCUGCCAUCGCUGUCACCAACGCCAUUGCUCAACUCAUCAAAGCCGCAACUGCCUCCCAGCAGGAGAUUGUCAACCAAGGCCGUGGCUCGAGCAUGUCCAAGACGCAAUUCUACAAGAAGAACAACCGCUGGACGGAAGGUCUCAUCUCUGCCGCAAAAGCCGUGGCGACAUCGACAAACAUGCUCAUCGAGACCGCCGACGGCGUCAUCUCAGGUCGCAACUCCCCCGAGCAGUUGAUUGUCGCUUCGAACGAUGUCGCCGCAUCGACUGCACAGCUCGUUGCAGCGUCCCGUGUCAAGGCGUCGUUCAUGAGCAAGACCCAGGAAAGGCUCGAGACGUGCAGCAAAGCGGUCACGAACGCUUGCCGCAGCUUGGUCCGGCAGGUGCAGAGCAUCAUUGAGAAGAGGCAGCGGGACGGCGAUGAGGAUGUGGACUAUAGUAAGCUGAGCGGGCAUGAUUUCAAGGUUCGGCAGAUGGAGCAGCAGGUCGAGAUUUUGCAGUUGGAGAAUUCGCUGUCGGCGGCGAGGCAUCGUUUGGGAGAGAUGCGGAAGUUGUCGUAUCAAGAAGAGGAUUAA